This is a messenger RNA of Aureobasidium pullulans EXF-150, 528 nucleotides long. RefSeq lists its product as uncharacterized. Gene Ontology annotation, cellular component: mediator complex. Gene Ontology annotation, biological process: regulation of transcription by RNA polymerase II. Gene Ontology annotation, molecular function: transcription coregulator activity. Lineage: Eukaryota; Fungi; Ascomycota; Dothideomycetes; Dothideales; Saccotheciaceae. The transcript is spliced from 2 exons. The record is from RefSeq and is a predicted model, not a curated record. Bases 1 to 528 code for a protein of 175 amino acids.
AUGGCAGAUCGAUUAACCCAACUCCAGGAUUGCCUGGAUGAUCUGGCAACCCAAAUGUUCGCAUCAAUCCGCUACAUCCAAACACGCCAUCAAUACGGCGACAUCCCAGGCCAACCGGACAUGUCCGACCCAACCCCCAACGCCCCAGCACCUCUCCAACCAAACGCCGCCCCCGACACCCUCACAGCCACUGCCGCCGAACAAAACCCUGCCCUCGCCAACAACCCCGAAGCCUCUGCUCUGGAAGGUCAAGACCCUGCGCAAAUCGGCCCUGAUGAUCCUGCUACUUUCCAAGCUGCUUUGAAGGAACUGGCUAGGGAUUUAGUGCUCAAAGAACAGCAGAUUGAAUAUCUGAUCUCUGUGCUGCCGGGUAUUGGCGAGAGUGAAGCGAAUCAAAGCCAAAGGAUACAAGUCUUGGAGAAAGAGCUGAGAGAGGCCGACGAGGAGAGGAAGAAGGCCUUGGAAGAAAGAGAGACCAUGCUUGACAAGCUGGGUGCUCUGGCUGGAGAGUGCAAAAGGGUCUAUUGA